AUGUCGACAAUACAGGAUUGGGCGCAUGCCCUUAUGAAUCCUUCGCCAGUGGGCCUCAUAAUUGCGAUACUAAUCGCCUUGACAAUACCUAUCUUUCUACACACAGUAGUCUUUAAAGCCAGCGGACUCACUACCUUACCUUCUAUCCUCCUACUCAGUCCCAGUGGCUCUGGCAAAACUUCUCUUCUCACACUAUUCGAGCGCGGAACCCCCGCCUCGACCCAUACAUCCCAAACCCCUCUCGCAGUCGAAUGCUCCCUCCCCGUAGGAACCACCGCCUCCUCAGACAAAUACCGCUCAACCCACGAUCCCACCUCUCUCACCCACAAGAAAUUCCUCCUAAUCGACACCCCAGGCCAUGGUAAAUUACGCCACCAUGCCCAAUCAUCUAUCACCAAUCCCCAGAACCUGAAAGGCUUGAUCUUCUUAGUCGACUCAGCGACCUUAUCCGCCGGUGACGAGGGCUUAAGACAGACUGCAGAUUAUCUCCAUAAUAUCCUCUUAAUGUUACAAAAGAGAUCGACAGGCAGCAAAGCCGCAAAAGCAUUAAAAGAUAUCCCCGUCCUGAUCGCGGCGAAUAAGAUGGAUCUCUUCACGGCGUUACCAGCUGCUCUCGUGAAGUCUAGCCUGGAAGCGGAGAUCACGAAGGUGAGGGAGGCGAGGAGUAAGGGGUUGUUGGAUUCGGGGAUCGGGAUGGAGGAUGAGGGGGAGGAGAAUGAUGAUUGGUUGGGGGAGAUGGGGAGUAAGGAGUUUAGGUUUAAGCAGAUGGAAGAGUUUGAUGUUAGUGUUGAGGUUCUGGGGGGUAAUGUUUGUGGGGAGGAGCCGAAGGUUGAUAGAUGGUGGCAGUGGAUUGCGGAGAGGUUGUGA
Messenger RNA from Mollisia scopiformis, 867 nucleotides. RefSeq names its product P-loop containing nucleoside triphosphate hydrolase protein. The transcript has 2 exons. NCBI's taxonomy places the organism in Eukaryota, Fungi, Ascomycota, Leotiomycetes, Helotiales, Mollisiaceae. The record is from RefSeq and is a predicted model, not a curated record. Bases 1 to 867 code for a protein of 288 amino acids.